Clunio marinus is the source of this 300-nucleotide messenger RNA. The record is from the annotation of a GenBank genome assembly. Lineage: Eukaryota; Metazoa; Arthropoda; Insecta; Diptera; Chironomidae.
AUGAAAGAAAAAGCUCUUCAGGCGAAAGCUAAACCCGCGUGCAAAACUCGUACUAUUGUGUCUGCAUUCCGGCAGAUAACUGACUCAAAUGCCACUCAAUUCAAACUCUUCACAUAUGAUGAGCCAUCACUAAACAUUUUUUUAAUUCAUUUUACUUCGAAACGGAUGAUGGUCGCUUUUUCAUUAUUUUUAAAAGCUUCCACUGAAGCAAGAGAAGAGAGAAAAAAAAGACUGCGAAUUAACAGAAUAGCAAUGUUAAAGCCGCGGAACUGUGUUCGACUAAAGGUUUUUACAAAUUGA